AUGGCGGCGCACGCGGGGUCCCCACCCGGGCCGGGCAUGUCGCGACAGCGGCGACAAUCGUGGCCUCGCCUCGAUCCCGACACCGCCGAGUAUUUCCGGAGGGCCCUGGAGACGCUGGAGGAAGGGCUGAGCGAGGAGGAGCUCGGGUGGAUUUUUGGGAAUUUUUGGCAGUUUUUGGGAAUUUCUGCCUCAUCCCCUCCAGUCCCUCCCCCCAAGGGGGCGGAGCCAAAGACGAAGGGGGCGGAGCUAAAGGCCAAGGGGGCGUGGUCACUGCCGGAGGGGGCGGAGCUUCCGGCCUCCUUCCGCCUCCUGCUGGAGGAGCUGGCCCAGGGAUUGGAGCAGCAAAUUCCAGCACUUCUCCCGCCUCCUUUAUCCCUAUUGGCCGCUUCCCCCGACUCCUUUUUUCUGAUUGGCCGCCCUCUCUGUCUCCUCCUCUCCCAUUGGCCCAGCCCUCUGCUGACGUCACUGCAGGACCCCGCCCACUCCCGCCUCCUGGAGGCGGCCAUGACGGCCCUGGACCCCCCGGGGCUCCGGGAGCUCUUCCGGGGUCACCUGCGGGGUCACCUGAGGGGCGUGGCCUCCCACCCCGUGGCCAAUCACGGCCUGCAGCGCCUCCUGGACCACGCCCCCGAGGACGUGGUGGAGGAGGUGCUGUCGGAGCUGGGCCCCGCCCUGGAGGAGCCGCUGGCCCGGGGCCACCCCGGGGUGGUGCUGGCCCUGCUGGGGGCGGCCCUGAGGCACCCCCGGCUCCAGGGGGAGGUGCUGCGCUGGCUCUUCCAGGCCUUGCGCUGCUGGGCCCCGCCCCACCACCCCCAUUGCGUCGCCGCCCUGGCCAAGCUCCGCCCCCUGGAGGGCGGGGCCAGCACCGAGGGGGCGGAGCUUCAGUUGGAUUUUGUUCUGAAAGAAAUUGGGCUUUUUAGCCAAAAAAAAAAAUAUUAUAUUUUUUAG
Molecule: messenger RNA, 948 nt
Organism: Lonchura striata (white-rumped munia)
Lineage: Eukaryota; Metazoa; Chordata; Aves; Passeriformes; Estrildidae
Source: RefSeq, a predicted model, not a curated record